Porites evermanni is the source of this 438-nucleotide messenger RNA. The record is from the annotation of a GenBank genome assembly. Lineage: Eukaryota; Metazoa; Cnidaria; Anthozoa; Scleractinia; Poritidae.
AUGGAAUCAUUCUUCCUGCAAUGUGAUUAUCCACUAGCAGUUUUAGAUAGAGCCCUUCAACACGUUGACACUAUCCCCCGAGAUACAGCCUUACGACCACCUAAGGACGGACAAUCCAACAGAGAAGUCAUCCCUUUAAUCUUAACAUACAACCCCAUCAACCACCAUGUAAAGAACAUCCUGUCAAGAAACUUUGACCGUUCAAAAUCUGACCCUGAAACUAAGGAACUGUUUGAUAACUCGCGAGUACUCAGCAUGUACCGCCGCGACACCAACCUGCGUGAUUCCUUGGUCAGCAGCAACCUUCAAUCCGGCGCAAACACUGAGGAUGAACCAAAUGGAACUUUUCCCUGCCGUUGUCCACGAUGCAAGACCUGUGCCCAUACCAACCCAGCCUCCCAGAGCAACACCUCCGGUGGACCUCUGACCAUACGGUAG